This is a messenger RNA of Brugia malayi, 621 nucleotides long. RefSeq lists its product as uncharacterized. The coding region runs from base 1 to 621 and encodes 206 amino acids. The transcript has 4 exons. Gene Ontology annotation, biological process: tail-anchored membrane protein insertion into ER membrane. The record is from RefSeq and is a predicted model, not a curated record. NCBI's taxonomy places the organism in Eukaryota, Metazoa, Nematoda, Chromadorea, Rhabditida, Onchocercidae.
AUGGCUUGCUUUGCAAUCGAUGAUAUAGUAAUUCAAUUGAUUGCUAACAAAUUUGGUGUUUUGGCAUGCUUUGUUGCAGUAUUUACAUUUGCGUAUUGGAUGAUAUUAACACAGUGGCUUGCAACAAAGUUGAAACGUUUGCUACCUCGAAGGAUUUACCGUAAUGAAAUGGAUCAUCGAAUUGAGACUUUGGCUUUGGAGGUGAAGCAAAUAAAAUCAGAAAUGGGUGCACUUUCACCAACAGCUCAGUUUGCUGCCUAUUUUAGAAAGGAACGAGUUUUGAAUCAGUUAUCGGCUGAACUGAGUGCUUUAAUUAUGGAACGCGAGAAAAAUUCUGGCAUAGCAUCUACACUGUCAUUGGUUGUUAGUGGAAUAUUCGUGCAAUUGACAGCCGUUUUGCUAAUGUUUUAUUCUCGUAAUAUUAUAAUUGGAUAUAUUAAUUCUACGUAUUUUUGGCCAUUCAACUUUCUGCUCUAUAUUCCUAAUUUUUCGGUGCCGAUUAAUGGUAAUAACAUUACUGAAGGGACGCCUGUGACUCUUUUCUCAUUUCUUUCUCUUGUAGUAUUUGUUUGGCAGAAUGCAUUCUCACGAUCAAAUAGCGCGAAAUGGAAGAUAUUAUGA